This is a messenger RNA of Coniophora puteana RWD-64-598 SS2, 1082 nucleotides long. RefSeq lists its product as uncharacterized. The transcript has 5 exons. Lineage: Eukaryota; Fungi; Basidiomycota; Agaricomycetes; Boletales; Coniophoraceae. The record is from RefSeq and is a predicted model, not a curated record. The coding region runs from base 88 to 780 and encodes 230 amino acids.
GGCCUGGCAAACCGCUGUCCGUAUAAAGUCAUCGCUAGUCGGGGUGCUUCCUUCCAUCACCCUAGUCUCCUCUUUCCAGUUCGAAACAUGUACAUCGCCGGUAUCAACGUGCCCUUCGACCCGUCCACCGACAUGGAUCUCCCUGCCUACCUCACCACGACAUACAUCCUCGUGCACACCUUCAGGGGCAUGGCAGCGAUGGCAAAGGUGGCAGGUUCCGAAGGCGGCAAGAUUCGUCCCGACAGGAUGCCCGCGACUUCCUUGGGCAAAAUCGUCUCUCCCAUUCACGGCCUAUCGUAUUUCAUCCCUCAACUUGCAAUUCUCGUCGGUGUCCCGCUUGGCGGGUUCAGGCAACCACAGUGGAUGCAAGGGUGGGCGUUACCUGACUGGGGGCUUGGAGAGAAGGAGAGGAUUGGUCUGCGAGUGGCCGCUUGUGUUUUGUCGGUUGUUAUGGCACAUGGGCUUGUUACCAAAGUCACUAAGGCGUUGGGGUCACAGUGGCAUGCAAUUGGCCGUCGCGAGAGUGUCAAGGUUAUUAAGCACGGCGCGUACUCUGUUGUGAGACACCCUAUGUACUCGUCCGUCAUGAUACAGCAGGUUCUAUACGGCGUGAUGUUCUGGUCCUGGGUCCCAGUUAUCACGCUUCCCAUCACUGCCGCUGCUUUCGCGAUCAAGAUGCCCAUCGAGGAGGAGCUCAUCCAGCAAGAUGCGUCCAUCGCCGACGAGUACAGGCGAUACAAGAAGGAAGUUCCGUAUCGUGUGUUCCCUUUUCUUUGGUAGACCGAAGACGGUGCAAGAAUUUUAGACUUGCCUAUGCUGUAUGCAAUAUCUUCUACUUCUUUUACCAAAGAUAUGUUAUCUUCUGAGCGAUUUGCUUCCCCACAUCAAUUCACAUUGAAGUGUCACUUGUUUCCCAAAAUUCAAGCCUGCCGUAUACGUACUAGCCUUAUACAAGACUAUCUUUGCUUGUCGGACGUUGUUAUUGUCAUGUACACAAGAAUACUUCUGUGGGUAUCGUAAAAUACUCAACCUCAGUUCACAAGCGUGAGUGACUGUACUUGAAGUUCUAUAAAAGACCAUGU